Eurytemora carolleeae is the source of this 965-nucleotide messenger RNA. It is a transcript of the gene Chmp1, whose product is annotated as charged multivesicular body protein 1b. Lineage: Eukaryota; Metazoa; Arthropoda; Copepoda; Calanoida; Temoridae. Gene Ontology annotation, biological process: protein transport; late endosome to vacuole transport; endosome transport via multivesicular body sorting pathway. Bases 54 to 659 code for a protein of 201 amino acids. The transcript is spliced from 6 exons. The record is from RefSeq and is a predicted model, not a curated record. Gene Ontology annotation, cellular component: ESCRT III complex; multivesicular body.
UUAUAUAAUAUUGAACAAAUUUUGUUGCAGAAAAAUUGUCUUGAUAUUAUAAAAUGUCCCUGGCAAGUAUGGAGAAAAAUCUAUUUAAUCUCAAGUUUGCCGCCAAGGAACUGGAGAGAAGUAGUAAAAAAUGCGACAAGGAGGAGAAGGUAGAGAAACUGAAGUUGAAGAAGGCUAUAGAGAAGGGGAAUAUGGAGGUGGCGAAGAUCCAUGCUGAAAACGCAAUUAGACAGAAGAACCAGUCGUUGAACUUCCUACGGAUGUCAGCACGAGUUGACGCUACAGCUAGUCGUGUACAGUCAGCUGUAACAACUAGGAAGGUCACCAAAUCAAUGGAAGGAGUAGUAAAGGGUAUGUCUGCUGCUAUGAAGUCCAUGAACCUGGAGAAGAUCUCGACUCUGAUGGACAAGUUUGAGAAGGAGUUUGAAGAUUUGGAUGUACAAACCUCUGUGAUGGAAGGAGCUAUGUCACAGACAACAGCUACUAGUAUACCUCAGGAUGCUGUAGAGAACCUUAUGAAACAGGCUGCUGACGAGGCGGGAUUGGAGCUGAACAUGGAGCUACCUGGAGCAGCUGUUCAAACUAUCGGUCAAUCUACAGCUGCUUCUACAGAACAGGAUGAACUGUCCCAGCGUUUGGCCCGACUGAGACAAGUUUAGGAUUCAGGAUUUUGUUUUCGAAAUUCUUAUUUACUAAAUUUACUCACAUAUUUAAUAAUACAUCAGGGGAAUAUAUUUGGUAAAGUUUCCCCUAGGGUUUUCUGUUUUCUCCAUAUUUGAUGCUUUUUAUCCCCUCCCCCCCACCAAAAAAAAAAUUUAAUUCCCUCAUUCCCUGAGAAAAAAAAGAUAUAACAAAUUUGGAAACACAAAUACAUUGAUUAUAGUUUUGUUUAAUGUUCAACUUUAUGCUUACUUUGAUUUAUUUAAACAUUUAUACAUAGGGAAUACAAAAAAAACUACAAUUCA